Messenger RNA from Thlaspi arvense, 775 nucleotides. NCBI's taxonomy places the organism in Eukaryota, Viridiplantae, Streptophyta, Magnoliopsida, Brassicales, Brassicaceae. The record is from the annotation of a GenBank genome assembly.
AUUUUUCUCCCAGGCAAAAGCCUUAAUCGUAUCUGUCUCGUUUGACCAUCUUAGCCGAGAACUUGGACUAUUUUUUAGAAAUGGCAAAAAAAAAAUAUUAUGCAUUAUAUUCAGCCAACUGAUGUGUUGUUUGUAUUUUCAGCCAAAAUUAUAACCAUGUACAGCCAUUAUAGAAAAACAAAAGGUUGGGGUCGAUUUGUCAAAGAAGAUAAAAAGUCAAAACAUGUAAUCUCCUUUAUAAAUAAACACAACUUUUCAGCAAAAUAAAGUAUCAUUUUCGUCGUCAGAGAUGUAUCAGUACCGCUUGGUUUGGUUAGUUACUUUGAUUAUUCUAUUGUUCAUUGGAUCAUCAAACUCAGCUUUCGCUCGGAUACCAUACAAGUCUUCCACAACAAAACAUGGAGAUAGGGUUUGGGAUCAAAUCAUGAUCGGAGAGAUCAAGAUUGACGCAGGAGGUAGUAAUUCAAGACCUGCACGUCAAAAAGACAAUCCAAGUCCUGGCGCCAAUAUGUAGCGACAAUUCGUUUCCAACUUAUUGAUGAUGACUUUCUUGGACACUUUAGUUGAAUGUGUUGCUCCAUAUAGAUUCCAAUUCGGAUAUACGAGAAUAUAUCAGAUUUACGCAUUGUUUAUCUACGCAGUCUAAAAUACAUGGUUUUAAGUUUUUUAACGUUAUCGUAAGAAAAAAUGUUUUUAUCAACAAAAAAAAAAGUUGUGUAGCAAAAGUUAUUUUCCUUUGUAAAUACAAACAAAAUCAAGAUUUGUUCUAUCAAAA